AGACGUCCGUUUAGGGCAUUUUUGCAUAGGACAACAACUGAAAAACAGCGCAGAGGAACGCCAAACGCGUUCGGUGUGAACGGCCCCUUACAUGUGUGGCAAACUUUCCGGGUUAAAAACAAAAAUAUUAAACGCAUCCUUUUCAUUCAUACCCAUUUAAUUAAAACUAUGCUCGUGUAAGAUAGCGACGGGACAAAUUAGAGCGCCCUCAUUAUAAUCAACAAAGCAGUCCACACGCUUGCUUGUGUUGCGGACAGCUUCAUUGAUUACAACUGGAGCGCUCCAGUCUUGUAGCGUCGCGUCGCUAGCAGCGUAGACACGGGGGCGCUGGCAGCGCCUUUCACAUUCAGUCAAUCUCUGACCGGAGAGCUUCACACAAACUGCCCGAGUCUUUUCCUGCCCAGUGAGUUGGUCUUCGCGGGUCUUGUCUGCGUCACUGGGAAAGUAGUGGAAGUCAUUGUUAAGAGUGGGUCGCUGUUUCAAUAGUCUCUCCCAGUGCGGGUCCAGCAGACUCCAGAGGGACGUUGAUUUCAUACAGAAACCUGCGCUCAUCCGGACUAAUUCCACUGCCGUUGCGGACUGUCGAGAGAUUGGGAUUACUACACGCGUACCAUUCCUGUUACAUAUUUCAUACAGCUCAUUGACUGACUCUUCGGAUCUUAUCUAGAUGAACAGGAAUACUGUGGGACUUCUUUUGAUUUCAGUGGCAGAUGCCCAGUGCCGUAUACCCCUGCCCCAGCAGUACUGAGCAGAGUCCCGUGGACCCCCAUGGCUCCCCCUGUGGAGGGAACGCCCCUGGCCCGCUGCCUAGUCCUGCUGCACAGCCUGCUGUUGCUGUUCCCCAGAGGAGUGCCCUGCCGGGGGGCCACACGAGCUCUGGAGUCCCCUUGCCACAAAGCUGAACACCCACUCAUCUCUCAUACAGAAAUCGAGCCAUGGAUCCAUCGGUUCAGAUCUGAGGGAACAGUCGAUUAUUCACAGCUGACCUUUGACCCUGGCCAGAACGAAUUAAUCGUAGGUGCCAGAAAUCAUCUCUUCAGGCUACAUUUAGAGGAUCUUUCAUUGAUCCAGGGGGCAGAAUGGCAUUGUGAUGAGUUUACCAAAGGAGCCUGUUUCAGUCGAGGCAAAUCAGAGGAAGAGUGCCAGAAUUAUAUCCGUGUACUGCUGGUCAAUGGAGACAGGCUCUUUACCUGCGGAACAAAUGCAUUUACUCCCAUUUGCACCAAUCGAACGCUGACCAACCUGACUGAGAUCCACGAUCAAAUCAGUGGAAUGGCGAGGUGCCCCUAUAACCCUCUGCAUAAUUCUACCGCCCUCAUCACUUCUAGUGGUGAACUUUAUGCUGCCACAGCAAUGGACUUUUCCGGCAGGGACCCAGCAAUCUACCGCAGUCUAGGAGGACUCCCUCCUCUGCGCACUGCCCAGUACAACUCCAAAUGGCUCAAUGAGCCCAACUUCGUUUCCUCCUAUGACAUCGGCAAUUUUACCUACUUCUUCUUCCGUGAGAAUGCGGUGGAGCAUGAUUGCGGCAGGACGGUGUUCUCUCGUGCCGCCCGAGUUUGUAAGAAUGACAUUGGGGGCCGUUUUCUGCUGGAGGACACCUGGACUACCUUCAUGAAGGCCAGACUUAAUUGUUCACGACCAGGCGAGAUUCCAUUCAACUAUAAUGAGCUGCAGGGAACAUUUUUCCUGCCUGAGCUGGAGCUCCUUUAUGGGAUCUUCACCACAAAUGUGAACAGCAUUGCCGCAUCAGCAGUGUGUGCCUUUAAUCUGAGUGCUGUUACCCAAGUGUUCAGUGGGCCUUUCAAGUACCAGGAGAACUCUCGCUCCGCAUGGCUGCCCUACCCCAAUCCCAACCCUGACUUCCAGUGUGGCACUAUAGAUUAUGGCUCCUAUGUAAAUCUAACGGAGAGGAAUUUGCAAGAUGCUCAGAAGUUCAUUCUGAUGCACGAGGUUGUGCAGCCUGUCGUUCCUGUACCAUACUUCAUGGAAGACAAUGUGCGCUUCUCCCAUGUGGCAGUGGACGUAGUGCAGGGCAAAGACAUGCUCUACCACAUCAUUUAUCUAGCUACAGAUUACGGCACCAUUAAGAAGGUGCUCUCUCCAUUGAACCACACCAGGGGAAGCUGUUUACUGGAUGAGAUUGAGCUCUUUCCCCCCAAGAAGAGGCAGCCAGUCCGCAGCCUCCUCAUACUUCAUAGCCGCAGUGAGCUAUUUGUGGGUGUCAGGGACCAGGUCAUCAAAAUCCCACUCAUGCGCUGCAAUUUCCACAAGUCCAGAGAAGCCUGUGUGGCAGCCAGGGAUCCGUACUGCGGCUGGGAUCUGAUGCUAAAGAAAUGCACCACCCUGGAAGAGAGCAUCAGCAUGAGCCAAUGGGAGCAGAGCAUCACACAGUGUCCUGUGAGAAAUGUGACUGUGGAUGGUCAUUUUGGCGCCUGGUCAGGAUGGAAGCCUUGUAGUCAUAGCGAUGGGGGCAGUGUUGGCUCAUGCCAGUGUAGGACGCGAGCAUGUGACAGCCCAAGCCCUCAGUGUGGAGGACAACCUUGCCAAGGAAUAAGCGUUGAGGUGGCAAACUGCUCGAGGAACGGGGCAUGGACGCCAUGGACAGCUUGGGCUCCCUGCAGCACCAGCUGUGGGAUCGGAUUUCAGGUUCGGCAGCGUUCCUGCAGCAACCCCACACCCCGCCACGGAGGACGUGUAUGUGUGGGCCAGAACCGUGAGGAGAGAUACUGCAAUGAGCACCUGCCCUGCCCGCCGCAUAUCUAUUGGUCAUCAUGGUCUCCAUGGGAACGCUGCACCGCUCUGUGUGGUGGUGGGAUCCAGUCUCGGCAGCGAACGUGUGAGAAUGGAAACGAAUGUCCUGGAUGCAGUGUAGAAUUCCAGUCCUGUAAUACCCUCCCUUGUCCGGAUCUAAAGAAGACAACACCCUGGACACCAUGGACGCCCGUGAAUAUCUCGGACAAUGGCGGUCAUUACGAGCAGCGUUUCAGGUACACCUGUAAGGCGCGUGUCCCAGAGCCCAGCCUGCUGGAGGUGGGGAGGCAGAGGAUUGAGAUGCGGUACUGCUCUAGUGAUGGUUCCACAGGAUGCUCCACUGAUGGGGAUUUGCUGCGUUCUGGCCGUGUCACAGGAAUAACAGUAAACGGAGGCUGGUCUGCUUGGGGCCACUGGAGCCAGUGUAGCCGGGACUGCAGCUCAGGUGUCCGGAACCGCAAACGCACAUGCUCAAACCCCAAGCCCAAAUAUGGGGGAAUCAACUGCCUCGGGCCUGCCCAGGAGUUCCAGGAGUGUAACACUACACCAUGUCCAGUGGAUGGGAGCUGGUCGUGCUGGUCACCUUGGUCCAAAUGCUCAGUGACAUGUGGAGGAGGCCACUACAUGCGCACACGCAGCUGUAACAACCCUCCACCUGCCUACGGAGGUGAUAUCUGUCUGGGCUUGCAUACUGAAGAGGCCCUAUGUAACAUCCAACCCUGCCCUGAGAGCUGGUCUGAUUGGUCCGAAUGGUCUCCGUGUGACUCGUCAGGGUCUCAGGUUCGCCUGCGGCACUGUGAUGUCCUGUUCCCCACUGGCAACCAAUGCUCUGGCAACAGCAGUGAAACUCGUGCUUGUCUGCCCAUCUCCAACUUCAUCCCAGAAACUUCUGUUGCACGAUCAAGUCAAGAAGAAAGAUGGUGUGGAGACUUCAAUGUGUUCCACCUGAUCGCCGUGGGCUUGAGCAGCUCCAUACUGGGAUGUCUGGUGACCUUACUUGUGUACACUUACUGUCAGAGAUACCAGCAGCAAUCCCAUGAUGCCACAGUUAUCCACCCUAUCUCUGCUGCCCCACUCAACACCAGCAUCACCAACCACAUCAACAAACUGGACAAGUACGACUCUGUUGAAGCUAUUAAGGCUUUCAACAAGAACAACUUGAUCCUGGAGGAAAGAAAUAAAUAUUUCAACCCUCAGCUAGCAGGAAAAACAUAUACAAAUGCCUACUUCACCGAUGUCAACAACUACGAUGACUUUUAAAAAUGGAUCUCUGUUUCCAGUCAUCUUCACCUUGAAGAAUAUUUCCAUAUCAGCUUCAGCUCCUAGUGAUUUUUAUCGCUUUUUUGUUUGUGGUUUGUCCUGAUAAAUAAAAAACAUUUUAUGUGGGACCAUUUUACCAUCCAGUACCAAUAAAGCUGUAUAGAACCAUUUUUCAAAGUUAACAAAGACAUCAUCCAUUGUGUGGACAUCACUAAAUUGACUUGAACUUGUCCAUGGUGGACAAAUAAAGCAGGCUUCAUAAAGAGGCAAUUUGAUUCAGCUAUAAACUCUGUGAAAGACCUGCCACUAAAGAGAUGGCACAUGGACACUUUGCAUGAUUUUCAUCUAAUGUUUUCUUUUAUUGUUGCUUCAUUUAUUUGCAUGGUUGAUCACAUUCCAGUGUUUUUGUGGACGGGGCCUACGUCCUAUAUGGGUGGAGCCUUCCUGGACUGCUUUGUCUCCUGUGCCGAAUCCGAAGCCCCCGUGCCUCACUGAGUACCUUCUGUGGUCCCCCAGUGCAUUUGCUUGCCCUGAAAGGGGAUUUGCCACAACUCACACAAUAUGUAGAUACUGUACCAAGGUCUCUUUAAAAAAAAAAAAAAAAAAAGUUUAUGUAUAUCUAAAUAUGGAGCCCUUGUUAGUAAAGCUCUUAGCAGUGGUUGAAAUCUCUGUGUUUUUGUUGUACAAUACACUUUUCAUUAAGCAUAUGUCUGUGUAGCUUUUAUAGAUGAGACUAUUCUUAAAAGUGUUAGUUUGUUUCAGAGUAACCCUAUUCAGUCACCAAAAAAUUAAUUCUCAUAUUAACAUUUGUCUUUAUGUGAUGUAAGGUCUGCAAAAAAGACAGUAUGUGAAAUGCAAAUAGACCUUUUUAUGUAUUCCAUUGAUAAUUUGAAUAUUAUUAGCAUAUUUAUGUUUGUUUAGUUGUUUAGUUGGUCAACGAGUUCACAAGGAUGCAAGUAUUAUCAAGAAAAACAAGAAUUGCUUUUCUCGUUUUGAAACAUUUUAAAGAAUUUACUAAACUUAACCACCUAUUCGUUAUGGAUAGGUGUGUACAGUGCUUGGAAUACCAUUUUUUAUUUCUACUAAUUCCUUUUGUACUUGUAAAACUUUUGUUUGCUUGUUUUAAUGUGCAUAAAUUAAAUUUGCUUCAUAUAGCUCACUGUGUUCGAUCUGUAAAGUGUUAGUCACAGCAUUACUUUAAGACCAUAUGCAGCGCUCAAGUCAUAUCACAAGGAGCAUAUUCAUGAGUUGAGAAUGGCACCACGAAUGGUACCAUAAAAUCGCAAUUAACAAUGAAAAACACUUUUGGAUUUGGGGCUUGU
Myxocyprinus asiaticus (Chinese sucker) is the source of this 5336-nucleotide messenger RNA. RefSeq names its product semaphorin-5A-like. The record is from RefSeq and is a predicted model, not a curated record. Gene Ontology annotation, molecular function: semaphorin receptor binding; chemorepellent activity. Bases 769 to 4014 code for a protein of 1081 amino acids. The transcript is spliced from 22 exons. NCBI's taxonomy places the organism in Eukaryota, Metazoa, Chordata, Actinopteri, Cypriniformes, Catostomidae. Gene Ontology annotation, biological process: semaphorin-plexin signaling pathway; neural crest cell migration; positive regulation of cell migration.